AUGUCAGAACGCUCGGAAUCGCCGUCCACGGUGGGAAAGCUACUCUCCAAGACACGGUCACGAAAUCGAAAGAAUGGAGAUUCUGCAACGAAUUCAGUCCAUAGUGACAAAAACGAGGGACAUGGUCUGCGAGCAUCAAUAGACAACACGAUUGAUAAGCUGAAGGGUCAUACUGGGUCGGACGAUGAAGGGAAGGCUGGCAUCAAGAAGCUUGUGCCCAAGGUGUUAGUACCGAAACGCAAAAGAAGGCAACAGGAAGAAGAGAUGCGCGCAAGUGAAGAAGCUGCAGCAGAAGCAGCUCGAGGAAGAAGCGUUGCUGAACGAGGCACACUGAGAAACAACAGCAACACGCCGUCCAAUGGAUCGAAUGAUGCGAGCAGUUUGCUCACCUACGAGGAGUCCGAUGGGGAAUCACCGCUCGAUACACGGCCUGGGCUUUCAACACAUGCGUCCCACAUCGGAUACCUCACUUCGUCAUCGCCUCUGCUGCAAACCUCGAUCGUACCUGAGAUAACGCAUACAAAUACCCUGGACGGAGCAGUGUCGGACGUGCAGCCUUCACCACGAACAAACGAAGUGGCUCCUUCAGACUCGGCGGUAUCCCUCUUGGCCGACAACCAGCUUCGAGCACCCUCUGACAGUUCACAACGAAGAUCUCCAUCACCGGUUGGCAGAUUAAAAGAGGCUUUCAAGCCGCGGCGGGGGGGCAGCCCCAACAGUAGCCCUGAGCGCAAAGUUGGGGGCAGCGGGCCUGGAGCGGCAUCUAGAGAAAAUCUGGGGAAUAACAGCAGACGAGGAAGUGUCGUCUCAAGGAUAUUUGAUAAAUCAGGACCACAAUCAAACUCUGCCAGUUCGUCCCCGGAGAGGCCACGAAACUCGAAGCCGCAACCUAUAGAUACGCAUGCUACGCCACAAACACCGCCUCCAAGCGACCUGUCGAGAGCUCCUACAAUUGUCAACACACCACCUACACCAACAGAAACGGGAGAAGGUCGAGCUGGUGCUGGUCGUGACAGAGUCAAUUCAGAUCCUGCCGCCCAAAAUACCAAUGUGGUCACAUCUCCUUCGGGGAAUAUGAUAUCGCACCGACGUGUGAGAUCCAACUCAGCAGCGUUAGGCCCUAGUAAAUUGUCAAAUAUCACAUCAGCACCGUUAACUCCUACACCAGAGAACGGCUCUACUACACCAAGCGCUGGAGGCUUCUUCUCUUCCGUCUUUUCUGCCGCUCAGAACGCUGCGAAUACUCUGAGCAGUAGUAUAGCCAACACAUCGGUUGCGCCGAACAAUAGGAACAAAAGCAAUACUGCUCAAGAAUUGAAAGAGAUAGUGGAGAGCCCUGAGGUCGAAAGUCUCGCCGACAAAACAAAUUCCGAGAGUUCUGCUGGGGAGAAGGAGUUGGCUGUGAAGACACUGGGCAUGGGCGAUUUGAACCUCAGUCACCUAGGAAUAUCAGAAACGCAAAGCAACACAAGCACGCCAAUGGCGUUAAGAUUUCCAGAAGAUGGUCGCAGUAGAGCGAGCACAAAUGAGAGUCCCUUCAGCAACCCGGACAUAUCUUCAACGACACUGACCGGCGCCGAAGGUUUCGAUACCGCACCCGCUUCUGUCGUAGACGAUACUCCAGUACCUGCACCUCGAUCCAACUAUGAGCACUCUGCGGGAGAGCAGACUCCACCAAAUGGGAGUCUUUUUGAGGGCAAGGGCGGCAUACAUCGAAGUGGUAGUAUUCGGAGCUCGAAAUUUGGUCAUAGAAGGAAAAGAGGAAGUUCGGCGGCCACCGGUGGUAGUACUAUUGGUGCUGCUCUUUUGGCCUCACAUUCUGCUCUCUCAAGCCCUAAUAACGGUACGCCAAAAAUCACAGGAUUUGCUGUCGCAAGCAAGAAGCGGAAUCGCGACUUCCACAACCUAUUCAAAAGCGUACCGGAGGAUGAUUACUUGAUAGAAGAUUAUAGCUGUGCCUUACAAAGAGAAAUCCUUGCACAUGGCCGUUUAUACGUUUCCGAAGGUCAUCUCUGUUUUAGCAGCAACAUUUUCGGCUGGGUCACUACGUUGGUUAUGAGUUUCGAUGAGAUUGUCUCUGUAGAAAAACGCAGUACCGCUUUGCUAUUCAAGAAUGGGCUUAUGAUUUCGACUCUUCAUGCCAAGAACAUUUUCGCUAGUUUUACAAGUCGAGAUUCUACUUAUGACUUGAUUGUUGGCAUUUGGAAACUCGGACACCCCAGUUUGAGAAGUUCUCUUAACGGCGUAGCUAUCCCUGAAACCGGAGGUGGGGACAAGACAGAAAAGUAUGAUGGUACUCCUGCCGCUGCUGGAAGUCAGAGUGGUUCAGAAUCCGAUAGCGAGGGCGAAGAUGGCGACGAGAUGUAUGACGAAGAUGAAGAGGAUGAAGAUGGAAUGAGUUUCACUCAAGCAGAUGGUAGUGUGGCUGGAAGUGAUGUUGGUGAGCGGGUGGUUAGCCGCAAGCCUUCGGCACCGAUUGUGUCUAAUGGAACGACUUCAGUCGAAAAGAAAGAAGAUACACCAGCUACAGCGGGAGGGGACUUUCCAGGUCCAGCUUCACACGCUCCAACUAAAUGCGGCGACGCAGACACACAUUUCCCAAGAGUUUUGGCUGAUGAGAUUAUUGCUGCCCCUCUAGGCAAAGUCUACAGCAUGCUAUUUGGGCCUCAAUCAUCGACUUGGUACAAAAACUUCUUGCUCGUGGACCAAAAAUGCUUCGACUUGGUUCAGGAGGGUAGCAGUGCGCUACCUUUAACUCUGGAGAACAAAGUCCGUAACUACUCUUAUAUAAAACCUCUGAGUGGUGCCAUUGGUCCAAAACAGACGAAAUGUAUUAGUAUCGAAACUCUCGAUUCUCUGGAUCUGGAGAAAGCGGUCUCUGUCACUAUUGGAACCCAAAAUCCAGAUGUGCCUAGCGGCAAUGUUUUUAGUGUCAAAACGAGAUAUUGUCUCAUGUGGGCUGAGAACAAUUCUACCCGAUUUCUAGUUACAUGUGUUAUCGAAUGGACAGGAAAGAGUUGGCUAAAGGGUCCAAUUGAAAAGGGUACGAAUGAUGGUCAAGCAGCAUACGCAAAAGAUCUUGUUGCGGCUCUUAAGGCCGCGGUUUCUAAGGGACGCCCAACCGCGGCAGUAGCCGGUAGAGGCAAGAAGAAGGGCCGUAAGGGUCGCGAAUCGAAAGGAAUCAACAAAACCACAGAUGGAGCCUCAGAUCCUAAGCCUGCGGUAUCGAACUGGGGAUUAUUUGAACCACUUCACGGUAUCCUCGGUCCUGUUGCGGAUAUUUUUGGUCCACUAUUUACAGGCAACAUGGUAUACGGUCUCCUGGUCGGCCUACUAGUCACCGCAUGGUUCGGCUUUGGUUUCCCAAGCAGAAAUUCCAGUCGAGGCUCGGGCAUGGGUUUCAUCACCACCCCCGAACGCGUAGCGGCCUACGAAGAGAUGUGGAGGCGCGAAGAAAGCGAGCUCUGGGAAUGGCUGGAAGAUCGCGUCGGCACGGCUGGUCUUCGAAAUGCGGCGAAUAUGCCGAUCGAGGCGAAGAAUAUCAAGGAUAAACUUGGGGGUGAGAAGAUGGAGGCGUGGAAGGUGGAUGCUGCGAUUAGGGUUACGGAGGAGAAGUUGAAUGUGCUUAAGGAUUCGGUGGCGAAGAAGAAAGAGGAGAUGAAGGCAGAUCAGUCGUGA
Molecule: messenger RNA, 3678 nt
Organism: Glarea lozoyensis ATCC 20868
Lineage: Eukaryota; Fungi; Ascomycota; Leotiomycetes; Helotiales; Helotiaceae
Exons: 3
Coding region: 1-3678 (1225 amino acids)
Biological process (GO): intracellular sterol transport
Cellular component (GO): plasma membrane; endoplasmic reticulum membrane; endoplasmic reticulum-plasma membrane contact site
Molecular function (GO): sterol binding; sterol transfer activity
Source: RefSeq, a predicted model, not a curated record